AUGCCCUCGAAACGGAGGCCACAUUCAGACGCAAAAGUUGCAGCUGGCGGGUCUUCGGGUGACGGCUUGCCACCGAAACGCAGCCGUCAAAACGGUAGUGCCCAAUUCAAGGCGCCUCCACUGCUGCACUUGUUUCACUUUCACCGAGCGAUCCGGCACGACCUGGAGCAGCUUUUGGAACUCCUCGAGAGUGUUCCACCGGGCGGUUCGGUGAUUGAGCACGAACGCGAGGAACUUGCUGCGCAACUCGAGUCGCUGCGUCACAUUCUGAGACACCACUGCUCGUCCGAAGACGACGUACUUCUUCCAGUGCUCGUUCGAAAGGGUUGCCGCAUCCUGGAGCAAAACGAGGGUGCAGCGUGCCACAAUUCAGCAGUUUUUAUGGAGUUACACGAAAAAAUGGAGGCUCUCGAGCGACACUUGAAAGCCGCGGAUACUUGGCCGUCGCGAGCCGAGUGGGAACAACUUCGGGACGCUGUGUUUCUCCACCUCGACGCAGAGGAAGAGGCAAUGACACCCUAUAUCUGGGAUAGUUCAUGCCUGACGCCCGACGAGCAGGGCCAGCUGCUGGUCAAGAUCAUCUUUGCCAUGCCUGAAGAGACGCAGACGCGAUUGGUGCUCAAAUCACUGCGGGAGCUUACAUCCACGGCAGAGCGCAGUUACUUUCUCGUGCUGCUGAAGCAGUAUGCAUCUGUUGAGCAGUUUGCAAGCGUAGCGGGCCACGUUGCCCAGGAUAUGUCGCCGGAGGAGUUUCAAGAGCUGAGCGAACACGUUCCUGGUCUCACCGAGGCUGCGGAAUCGCAACUACGACCACUGAUGGAAAUUCGUCAUAUUCAUAUGGCGUUUCGGCAUGCGCUGGAAGACUUGCAGCAGGCCAUCGACGACGUCGACCCGUCAGAUGAGUUGCAACUUCGUUCGUUCGCCAAACAGGUGCGCUUUCUCCGUCUGAUGCAUGCAGCACAUUCCCAGAGUGAGGACGCAGUUUUUUUACCAGAGUUACGCAAAGGAGACCGAGAAUUCGCUGAAUUUAUUCACGGAGAUCAUCAUACAGAAGAUUCCAUAUUCUACGAGCUUCUCUGCGAUGUGGAGAAGCUCUGCGCUGCGUCGGCGGAGCAGCGUCCGCCGCUUAUGUCGAAACUGCGCUCCCGCGUUCGCAGUCUCUGUGGGCAUCUACUUCGACAUAUGGCGAGUGAGGAAUCACGCCUGCUGCCGCGUCUGGAAGGACACUACCCGGUUCUCGAGCAGGAUCGUCUCGUGCGCGAGGUUCGACGGAAAAUCCCGGAAGACGCCCUUCGCGUCAUGAUGCCGUGGCUCCUGGGGUCACUCUCGAUCGCCGAACAGGAGACCUUGGUUAGAAAUCUUCUCCGCUCGAUGUCUCGGCAGGAGUUUGCACGACUCAUCGAGUCCGUGGCGAAAUCCGUGCACAUGGGUGUUUUGGAUGGUAGAAACUGGUACGAGCUUGCACGCCGUGUUCCAGAGAUACGCAAUCACUCCGGAAUAGAGUCCGAGAGUGGACUCUAUUCCGGACCACUUGCCGAGAUCAUGCGGGUUCACAAAGCGAUUCGAGUUGAUCUGCAGGCACUUGCGGACGCGGCGCUCAAACUAGACCCAGAAUCCCUGAAUCCGCGACAUUUAACGACGCUGCGGGAGCGUUUUGCCUUUCUCGAGCGCAUGGUCAGAGAUCACUCCAAUGCGGAGGAUCGGGUGGUGUUACCCGCUCUCGCGGAGCGCGUGCACGGCAUCGUUGAGGAGUACGAAACGGACCACCAUUGUGAACAGGAGCUCUUUCGGCGCUUGUUGCAAACGCUGUUGGAUAUUCAGUGCGCCGGAACUGCUGCGGAGACACGCUCGCUCAUACGGAAACUGCGCGGCAUUGUUCGUGCGCUGCGGGUUGACCUCAUGCAUCAUCUCGAACGAGAGGAGGUCGUUCUUUGGCCAAUUCUGGCGGAAAAGUUCUCAGCAGAUGAGCAGACGCAGAUUGUUGGCCAGGUUUUUGGCCAGAUACCGGCAUCGCGGAUGCAGGAGCUGUUGCCCUGGCUGGUGCGCGUUCUCAGUCGACACGAGAGCGCCAACAUGAUGCAGCAUAUUCUGACAAUUACGCGCUCGACCAUGUUCGCACAGUGGUUGCGGACGUGGUUCAAAGGUUUCGAUGAACUUGUCGGCGGGACGCGGCAAGCUGAUGCAACGGGGCCGGGAGGGAACGCGAGUAUUGUUGCAACCCCAGCGCAUGGACGCGACAUGGAUUCCGCAAAAUACGAGGCUGCCGCUGAAGGCUACAUUCGCCGCGCCAUGGGAGAUGUCGAGCGAGCGAUUCGAUCUAUUGCCCGGGAUGAGACGCUGUCCGAGCGAGAACGCACCAUGUUGAUGCAGAACGUCAUGAUCUCGCAGUGGCGUCGUCGAAAGCUGCAGCCGCCUGCGGAACAUGCCGCAUCCUCAUCGUCCAGUGCACGUAGCUGCACCUGGGGUGAUGCGGAAGCGCUGAUCAAGAACACCAACACCACCAACAACAACAACAACAGCAGUCCCCGUGCGUCAACGGAUCCACAGGGCCGCGGCAUCUGCCGCAUGUACCGGCCGGGUAGCAAGACGGACUCCUCGCCGGGCCAGCUCGGUUGUCGACACUAUGCGCGGGCAUGUCGACUGCUUGCGCCCUGCUGCCAGGUCUACUACACGUGUCGACUUUGUCACGAUGAAGUGAAUGACCACGUCAUGGACCGCUACGCAGUGGAACGAAUUCUCUGUAUGCGGUGCCUGACGGAGCAGGCGCCUGCGGAGGUAUGCAGUUCCUGUGGGGAACGUUUCGCGCACUACGUUUGUCUCAUUUGCAAGCUCUACGACGAUGCGCCCAAUCGGGAUAUCUAUCAUUGUGGCUACUGUAAUGUCUGCCGCGUCGGCAAAGGUCUUGGUAUUGACUAUUUCCAUUGUAUGAAGUGCAAUGCGUGCAUGUCCACGGCCAGUGCGAAGAGUCAUCGCUGUAUGGAGCACAGUCUCGAAUCGGACUGCCCCGUGUGCGGCGAGUACCUCUUUACAUCUACGAAUCCGAUUAAGUUUUUGCGUUGUGGGCACCUGAUGCACGCAAGCUGCUAUCGCCGCUACGCUGCUGCGGACUAUCGAUGUCCGCUCUGCAAAAAGUCGCUUGCAGACAUGUCUGCGUACUUUGCGGCGCGCUUGCGUGACGAGCCGAUGCCACCCGAGUAUCGCGGCAUCCCAGCGCGUAUUUUCUGUAAUGAUUGCAGCGCACGCAGUCUCGUCGAGUUCCAUUUCCUUUAUAACAAAUGCCCUCAGUGCGGUUCGUACAACACGGAGGUGUUGCAGGUAGGGCGCUUGUUGCCUAGCACGAACGCUGCGCUUUCAUAG
Cyanidioschyzon merolae strain 10D is the source of this 3357-nucleotide messenger RNA. Its product is annotated as similar to zinc finger protein. The transcript has a single exon. Bases 1 to 3357 code for a protein of 1118 amino acids. Gene Ontology annotation, molecular function: zinc ion binding; ubiquitin protein ligase activity. Gene Ontology annotation, biological process: protein ubiquitination; ubiquitin-dependent protein catabolic process. Lineage: Eukaryota; Rhodophyta; Bangiophyceae; Cyanidiales; Cyanidiaceae. The record is from RefSeq and is a predicted model, not a curated record. Gene Ontology annotation, cellular component: nucleus.